Lucilia cuprina (Australian sheep blowfly) is the source of this 1548-nucleotide messenger RNA. RefSeq names its product pickpocket protein 28-like. The record is from RefSeq and is a predicted model, not a curated record. Bases 1 to 1548 code for a protein of 515 amino acids. Gene Ontology annotation, cellular component: membrane. The transcript has 6 exons. Gene Ontology annotation, molecular function: ligand-gated sodium channel activity. Gene Ontology annotation, biological process: sodium ion transmembrane transport. Lineage: Eukaryota; Metazoa; Arthropoda; Insecta; Diptera; Calliphoridae.
AUGAGUUGUUUGGAAUUUUGCAGAAAUUCUACUCUACAUGGUUUAAACUAUUUGGCCAACAAGGAUUUGUAUCCUAUUGAGAGAGCCUUUUUCGCUUUAUCCUUUAUAACUGUGGUCAUCAUAGCUGGUUUCUUUAUUAACAAUGUCUACGAUAAAUGGUCGACUACACCAGUUAUAUUUAGCAUCAAUCCUCAGCCUACUUAUAUAACAAAUGAACCAUUUCCCGCCUUGACAAUUUGUAAUAUGAAUCAAGCUUAUAAAGCUAAAGUAAGGAAAUAUCGAAAAAAUUCUGCUGAAUAUGCCAUCAUACAAAUGCUGUGUAAACGUGAUGUUAAUAUAACAGUGGCCCAUGCUAUCAACGAUUGGAGUUUAUUGAAUAGUUUUAUAACUAAUAGUGAAGUCGAUACGGCGGUACCUUGGACGGCAGAGAAAGGUUAUCCUGUCAAUCUACCUAAACGUUUCUAUCCAUACAAAGCGGCUGGUACAGGGGAAUCCUUAGGUCUACAUGUCAUUCUUAAUGUAGAAGCCGAUCAAUAUUAUUGUUCAUCUUCGAAUAGUAUUGGUUUCAAAAUGGCCAUGCAUAGUCCCACCGAAACACCCAAUGUCAGAGAAGUAGGUUUACUACUAGCAGCAGGAUAUGAGACAAAAGCACGAGUGCGCAUAGACAAACUCGAAUCAGAUCCCAUGUUACAUCGGGUCCAUCUGAAACAUCGUCAGUGUCUAUUUCAAGAUGAACACGAUUUAAAAUAUUUUGCCACCUACAGUCAGCAUAAUUGUGAGGUGGAAUGUGUGGCCAAUUCCUUAAUGCGUCACUGUGGUUGUGUAUCGCACUUUAUGCCCAAGCGCUUUGGCAAUGAAACCGUAUGCAGUAUUUAUGAUGUGGCCUGUGUGGAGCGUAUACGUUUACACUCGAUGUCUAACGAUGAUGAUAGUGAGCGUGAAUGUGAUGAAGUGUGUUUGCCCAGUUGUUUUGAUUUGAAAUACUAUGCAGAGUUUUUUACCACACCGUUGGCGAAUACAGGCUUUAAAAUAGCCAAUAAAAUAAUACAAAAUCUAAGUAGUGAUUAUAUAGAACGUAAUAUUGCCAUAUUGACCAUGUACUAUAAGGAUAAUUCAUAUCGCAGUAAUAAACAGACAGAAUUUAUAGGAAUGACAGAUGUUUUGUCUAGUGUUGGCGGCUUAAUAGGUCUUUUCUUUGGUUUCAGUUUCAUUUCGGUGGCCGAAAUUAUUUUCUAUACCUUCAUACGUCCCUGCCGAAAGCCCAUAACAAAGGAUAAGCAUAAGUCUGGGCGUUUAAAUAAUAUAAGUGCCAUUUCGACGACAUCAUCAUCCGCGUUUAGUCGCAAUUUUAAAGGCAAAAGAAAGGCUAUUAAUAAUCCUUCUGCCUUUCGGAUUUCUCCUAGAGUUACAACUAUUUCUUCAAACUUUAUUCCUGAAAAACGUCAUGUGGGCCAUAAAAAUAUACCAAUUAUAAUACCUAAUAUAAAUUUAACUAAAGAUUAUUCCAGUAUUUCUAAACCAGAUUGGCGUUACGAUCAUAACGGUUAA